This is a messenger RNA of Rotaria sp. Silwood1, 1593 nucleotides long. NCBI's taxonomy places the organism in Eukaryota, Metazoa, Rotifera, Eurotatoria, Philodinida, Philodinidae. The record is from the annotation of a GenBank genome assembly.
AUGACGAUAAGUCGUGCUGCAUCAUAUUUUAUUUCAACACCAAUUUAUUAUGUUAAUUCUAAACCUCAUAUAGGUCAUCUUUAUUCAAAUUUACUUGCUGAUACUAUUGCACGAUGGCAAGUAGUAAAACAUCGUUCAGCACCGAAAAUUAUUUUUUCAACUGGAACAGAUGAACAUGGUUUAAAAAUUGAACGAGCUGCAUUAAGUGCUCAAUUGUCACCUCUAGAAUUUUGCAAUCAAGUGACAAAAACAUUUCGUAAUAUGUUUGAUCAAUUUGCAAUUGAAUAUACAGAUUAUAUUCGAACAACAGACAAAAAACAUUGUCAAGCUGUUCAACAUGUUUGGCAAGAAUUAUUAAAACAAAAUCUUAUUUAUAAAGGAAGUUAUGAAGGAUGGUAUUCAGUUCCAGAUGAAUGUUUUGUUAGCGAAGAUGAAAUUGUAAAAGAUCAAACAGGUCAAGCAAGAAUUAAAGAAUCAAAUCGUCCUGUUGAAUGGACAGAAGAAAAAAAUUAUAUGUUUAAAUUAAACCAAUUUCAUGAACGUAUUGAACAAUGGAUAAAAGAUAAAAAACCAUUAUAUCCUAUUAAAUUUAAUAAAUUAGCAUUGAUACAAUUAAAUGAACUUAAAAAACAAGGUGAUAUUUCAAUUUCACGUGAAACAACACGACUUUCAUGGGGUAUACAAGUACCAAAUGAUUCAUCACAAGUAGUAUAUGUUUGGAUUGAUGCACUUAUUAAUUAUUUAACUGCUGUUGGUUAUCCUGAUCAUAUGAUUCAUUGGCCACCUAAUUGUCAAAUAAUUGGUAAAGACAUACUUCGAUUUCAUGCUAUCUAUUGGCCAGCAUUACUUCUGGGACUUAAUCUUGAAUUACCAAGACAGAUAGUUGUUCAUGGACAUUGGUUAAAAGAUGAUACAAAAAUGUCAAAAAGUGUUGGUAAUGUAAUUGAUCCAUCUGAUUUAUUAUCUAAACUUCAAUGCGAUGGUGUUCGUUAUUGUUUAUUACGUGAAGAUGUUCUAUCACAAGAUGCUAAUUUUAAUGAAUAUAAAAUGAAAAAAUAUUUAAAUGCUGAAUUAGCAAAUACCCUUGGAAAUCUACUUAAUCGUGUAACAUCAUUAUCAAUAAAUCCUUCACAUAUUUAUCCUUCAAGUCCUUCAAGUACAUUUUCGUCAUCAGCAACAGAACUUAUUGAUCAAUGUAUAAAUCUACCAUUACGUGUUAAAACAGCAUAUGAUUCAUAUGAAUUUUAUCAUGGUAUUAUUGCAAUUAUGGAUGUCCUUCGUGCAUGUAAUGCUUAUGUUCAACAUGAACAACCUUGGGUAUUAGUUAAAUCAACGAUAGAAAAUGAUCAACAACGUUUACAAAUAUUGAUCUAUUUAACACUUGAAUGUUUACGUAUUUGUGGUAUACUUCUACAACCAAUUGUUCCAUCCAUUACUAAACAAUUACUUGAUAUACUUGACAUUGAUCAAAGUAAACGUACAUUACAUGAUUGUAAUGUUCUAAUUGAACAUAAAGAGAAAAAAUUGAACAUAAUGAAGAAUCAACGUAUAUCAUUGUAUCAACGUUUAACUAUUGUUGAAAAUGAUGUGUAA